AUGGCCGCCGCUCUCUCACUCCUCGUCUUCUCUCUCAUCUCCGCCUCCCUCCCUGCGCCCUCUCUCGCCGCCACCGCCAUAACCGCCAUCACCAGAGACCAGAUCGCCUGCACAAUGUGCUCAUCCUGCGACAAUCCCUGCCAACCGAUCUUCUCUCCUCCGCCGCCGGAGCCUGUCCUCUCUCCUCCACCGCCGGAGCCGGUCCCCUCCCCUCCGCCACCAUCUCCGCCGCCGCCAUACGGUGUCAAUUGUCCCCCUCCGCCUUCGCCGCCCUGCGGCGGAGGCUGCGGAGGCGUCUACUACUAUCCGCCGCCUCCACCAGCGCAAACCUCUUACUAUCCACCACCUUCCGGCGGCGGAGCGUACUAUCCACCGCCAAACCCUAGCUCCACCGAUUACCCCACUCCGACGCCGCCGAAUCCAAUUAUGCCGUAUUUCCCCUUCUAUUACUACAAUCCGCCGCCGUCCAACCCCCACAUCGGCGAUUACAAUUCCGCUCAAUUGAAAACUCACUCCAAAUUUCUCCCUCUUCUCAUUGCGAUUUCACUCUUUUUACUCCUUUAA
Salvia splendens (bonfire salvia) is the source of this 564-nucleotide messenger RNA. RefSeq names its product extensin-like. The record is from RefSeq and is a predicted model, not a curated record. The transcript has a single exon. Lineage: Eukaryota; Viridiplantae; Streptophyta; Magnoliopsida; Lamiales; Lamiaceae. The coding region runs from base 1 to 564 and encodes 187 amino acids.